AUGAGGGAAUGGGUCGAAUUUUCCCAUCUUAACUUCGACCCAGAACUCAUAAAACACCUGAAACUAUUUGGAUUAAAAGCAAUGAAACCGUUCCAGUAUAUCAUUGGGAAGUGUCUAAUUGAUGCACUGGGUUCAAUGGAAGCCUCAUCGGGCAAAGCUGUGGCAUCGAAAUAUAUUUUUCACAACACCGAGGGCUCGGGAAGGUCAAUAGGGUACAUCCUUCCCCUGCUCCAUCUUUAUGCGAGGAAAGAAGAGCCAAACAAAAUCCGUGAUGGCUCAUUGCAAGGAUCGACACUGAUAGUGAUGAAGGAUGGGCAGGCAAGUCGAAGUUUGGGAUCAUUAAUCACAGCAAUGAACCCGGCAGUGAAUUGUUUGGUUCUUGACGCUCUGCAUGACAUUGAUGAUGAACGUGGCCAGGGGAAACAUAGCAUACGCUCGAGUAUGCGGGGAGGUGACCACAAAGCAUCUGUUAUAAAUAAGAUUUCCACUUUUAAUGAGAUAUCUGCCACCCAUACUGUGAACAAUAUUCUCGUUAUUUCCCUAGGUAGGCUACGAACACUUCUAACCUCCAAGUCGGCGGGAUUUUCGCCAGCGAGAUUAAAACUCAUAUCGUGUGUUAUAUUCGACGAUUUAACGAGUUAUCUGGAGCAUGGAGGUGUUGUAGCGGAUCUGUGCCGACGUAUCCGGAGUGCCAAACGAGCGCUAAAGAUUACGAAGUCCAUGAGUGAAGGCGGUAGCACUCCUAAUGCUAAUGAGGCAGCCUGCCGACCUGUGGAUGUCAACGAUGUGCACGUCGUUUGUGUCGUUGACUCUUUGGGAGAGACAUUUUGCAGAUAUGCUGCAGACCACCUAGGGGGAUACUGGGUUUACGAUUUCAAAAACGGUACAAAACAAAGAUUGGUUGGUGACGGAAAGACCGAUGCGGUACGCCUCGAGGUCGACCUUGAGGAGCCUCCCGAAAUUGUGAAUGUUGCCGGAGGCGAUAGAAGCGAAAAAUCUAACCUUCCCAUAGAACAUUCUAUAUGCAAAGUAGUUGGUGGAAAGAGUAAGCGUGAACGCAUAUAUGCCCUGCAGUGCCUGGUAUAUCACUAUUUGAACCUGCCCACAUUCCAAAUGCGGCAGCUGUUGCCACAAAUGCUCAAAAGACCACGAUCUGCUAAUCAGUGUAUCAUAUUUGUUGCAAAUAGGUCGCAACAACGGCAGUUGUGCGCGCUAGAAUGCUUCAGGGAUACAGCAGCGAGGCUGGGCAGCGAUCUUACCGUGCAGGAGAGAGCUGCCAACCUAAACAGCUUCAGGGAUGGAAGUCGACCAAUCAUGAUCGCAACAGACGCAUCGAUAUCAGGUUGUGUGUUUGACAAUGUCCUAUACGUGAUCAACUAUCACCCGCCGAAAUCCGCUGAGGUAUACCGUGGAAGGGCAGCCAUAGCCGGCAAGAAUUCCAACUCCCUAUGCAUUACACUCUACAGUAAGGAACAGUAUUCUGGAUUUUGUAACGUGUUAAAGACACUUGGUAAGCGUGUUUCAAUACAUGUUCCGCCAUCACGUGAUUACAUGCUUCGGUUCAAUGCCGCGUGGCUGGAGAAGUUCGCCAGCGAACUUGUUGAAUUGAAUCCCUCUUUCAUCGCACCAUUCCAGGCCAAAGCGCAGGGGUUGCUUUGCAAGUAUACCAGGGACGAACUGAUUAGUAAAUCGCUGGCCCUUCUAUUGGGUGACGGAUGUGGUACUCCGAUAACUGACACAUCAAUACUUUCCGGUCGGCGUGGCUUCACAGCGGUCACUGUCUUCGACGGAGGAUCUGAUUUCACGAUGUCAACUGACGAUCUUAAGCGUCUUGUACAAAGAUUAUUGCCAGACGUUAACGUUGCUAUGGUAAUGGGAAGAUACGCAAGAACCGAGAGUGGUUACGUGAUCGAUGUGGCAACCGAACACGUUGCCGCACUGCUGGAAGCUACAGCAGACGAACCCAACGUAUGUUUCGAAGUGUCGAGACAAUUACCUCGUAUGCUGAUCGGGGUAGAAUCAAGUUUGCACAAGGCAAAAGGUCACAUGAGUAAGUUGCCGUGGCGGCGAUACAAGAUUCGCCGCCUGCAACUGCAGAAACGGAUGGUAUAG
Babesia sp. Xinjiang is the source of this 2112-nucleotide messenger RNA. Its product is annotated as DEAD-box ATP-dependent RNA helicase 7. Gene Ontology annotation, molecular function: RNA helicase activity; RNA binding. NCBI's taxonomy places the organism in Eukaryota, Apicomplexa, Aconoidasida, Piroplasmida, Babesiidae. Bases 1 to 2112 code for a protein of 703 amino acids. The record is from RefSeq and is a predicted model, not a curated record. The transcript is spliced from 2 exons.